GAGUGCAGGGGUGGUGCUACAGUUACAGGAGGAGGGCCAUAACUGCAGGAGUAGUGCCACAACUGCAGGAGGAGGGCCAUAACUGCAGGAGUGCCACAACUGCAGGAGAAGUGCCACAACUGCAGGAAGAGGGGGGUCACAACUGCAGUAGGAGGGCCACAACUGCAGGAGAAUCACUACAGCUGCAGAAGGAGUGCCAUAGCUGCAGCAGUGCUACAACUGCAGCAGGAGUACCACAGCUGCAUUAGUGCCACAGCUGCAGGACUGCUACAGCUGCAGGAAGACCACACUGCAGGAGGGCCACAGCUGCAGGAGGGCCACAGCUGCAGGAAGAGGGUCACAGCUGCAGGAGGGCCACAGCUGCAGGAGGGCCACAGCUGCAGGAAGAGGGUCACAGCUGCACGAGGCACUCUCUCACACACUAGGUGCCACCUUCCAGGAUUUAUGGUCUCCAGUACAGAAGUAGCAGCCCGGGCAAGUGCCCCCUGACAAGAUGAUACAGACAAAUUUGUUCAGGGAAGCAGAGCUGACUUCACAGCAACUAGAGUCUGGCAAAGCUGUGAGACGUUUCUCAUACCGACAUAGACCAGAAAAUGGAAAGUUAAAGAUCAGGCGUGAGACCAGUCACAUUAUCUGGACAGGAGCACAGAAUGCCUGUGAAGUUAUUACCCCUCUAUGUGAUAUCAAGGAAGUUCGUCCAGGAAAAGGGUCCAAGGAUUUCGACAAAUGGCCCGACGAUUCUCGGAAGGAAGACAAGUCCAAGUGCUUCAUUGUAUUUUAUGGGCGAGAGUUCAAGCUGAGAACACUUUCCAUUGCAGCUUUAGGGUCGGAUGACUGCAAUGAGUGGAUCAGUGGACUGAAGUACUUGAUGAGGGAGGCUCACGCUGUCUCCUACACCACCAGACUGGAGCGACUCUUACGCACUGAGUUUUACAACAUGAUGAACACCAGGAGCAAGAUUUUAUGUCUGGACGUCAAGAAUUUCCUCCCCAAGAUUCACUACAGGAUGACCACUACACGACUGAAACAGGUCUUCGAGCUCGUAGAUGAUACAAAGCGGGGAGAGAUAAGCUUCGAUCAGUUCUUUGAUCUUGUUAAAAAAAUCACGUGGGAUACCCAAAUAGAUAGAAUGAUGUUCAAUAAUACAGGGGAGAGCAGCGGCAUUACAGUAUUGGAGCAGUACAGUGGAGACAUGGUGAAAGUAACUCUGCAGGAAUUCCAGUCAUUUCUUGUUGAGGAACAGAAUGAAUCUGAACACUUAGCAGCCAGCAUCAUAAAGGACUUCUUGCAGGACCCACAGAGAGAUGUCCAGGAACCGUACUUCCUGCUAGAAGAGUUUGUGCAAUACCUCUUCUCAAAACCAAAUGAAUUAUGGGACAAGCGACAAAAUGUGGUGAACCAGGACAUGACCAGACCCCUCUCUUACUACUGGAUUGCCUCCUCCCAUAACACGUACUUAACUGGGGAUCAGCUAGCCAGCGAAUCGUCAACGGAAGCCUAUGCCCGAGUCCUCCGUCAAGGUUGCCGCUGCAUUGAACUAGACUGUUGGGAUGGACCUGAUGGCAUGCCCAUUAUCUUUCAUGGCCAUACACUAACCUCCAGAAUCUCCUUUCUCGAUGUCAUCAACACAAUAAGAGAUCAUGCAUUUGUAAAGUCAGAAUAUCCAGUUAUUUUGUCUAUAGAAGACCACUGCAGCCUUCCACAGCAGCAGGAGAUGGCGCGGCGGUUCCGCGAGGUUUUCCGUGAUUCCCUUCUUUGUGCUUCAAUAGAUAACAAUGAACAAGUAAUGCCAUCUCCUGAGCAACUCAAGAGAAUGAUCAUCCUUAAGCACAGAAAACUUCCUGGAGGGACUGAUGAGUUCACACCUCUGGCUGCUAAUGUGGAUGAACAGGGAGGAGAGUUGGAACUAAGCAAGCUGAGUCUCAAAACAGAUCGUCUUUUCCUGAAGAAUCCUGUAGACUCGACAGCUUGGCAGGCACACUUUUUUGUUCUCACUCAGGAUUGUCUCUAUUUUACCGAACUUCAAAAUGAACAAGAGGCAGAAACAGAUGACCAAGCUUGUGGGUUGAGGAUGCAAAAUGAUGUGGGCGAUGAGGAGCAGCACCUUCAGGAGCCUUGGUAUCAUGGCAAGGUUGUAGGAGGUCGUACGAAAGCUGAGGAACUGCUACAGCAACACAGCCACCUUGGAGAUGGGACUUUCCUGGUGCGCCUCUCGGAGAACUUUGUGGGAGAUCAUACGUUGUCUUUCUGGCACCAGGGAAAAGCCAGCCACUGCCGUAUUCGAACUCGCCAGGAUGGAGACACCACAAGAUACUGGCUCAGAGAUAAUGAUGCUUUUGAGAGUCUUCAUGCACUCGUUGAACACUAUCGUACCUACCCCAUACGUGCUCAGGAUGUGUCAGUGGUCCUUGAUGCAGCGGUACCUCAGCCAAACAGUCAUGAACGCAUGGAGUGGUAUCAUGCCAACCUCUCCAGAGAGGAAGCUGAAGAUUACCUUGGAAGAAUUCAAGAGGAUGGAGCAUUUCUGGUCAGACCUAGUGGAGAGUCAGGCAGCAUAUCAAUUUCAUUUAGAGCUGAAGGGUGUACAAAGCACUGCCGUGUCAAACAGGAGGACCAACUCUUUACCAUUGGCACUGCAACAUUUGACAGUCUAGUUGACCUAGUCAGAUAUUACGAACGUAAUUUCCUAUUUCGUCACGUGAAGCUGCGCUAUCCUGUAACAGAACGUGUAAUGCAGGGCUUGUUGGAACAGGAUCAGAUUGGUGUCUCGCAGCCUGGAGGUUAUGUUACUUACAUCAGCAACAUCCACGUGAAAGCCAAGUAUUCAUACACUGCGAAGAUGCCUGAUGAACUGACAUUCCCCAAGCAUGCCAUCAUCCAGAAUGUGAACAAGGCAGAGAGGGACUGGUGGAAAGGUGAUUAUGGUGGGCUGAAACAACACUGGUUCCCUGCCAUCUAUGUGGAGGAAAUUGAAGCAGAAAACAUUGAUGAAAGAGGUGGUGACAGCCAGGUGCUGGGCAGCCUUCAGAAGUGCCUGGAUCUGCGAGGUGCAGAGGCUACCGUUGAUCGCUUCCCUGGCAACAACCGCUGGGGCAUCAAGUUUAUCAUAAGACUGACGGCACCUACACUGCCUCAGGUCCUGGAGGUGGGCUGCACCUCAGAGCAGGAAGCCAAGGAGUGGAAGGAGAAGAUCAACUCAACUGCAUCUGUAGAUGACGGGACACAAACUAGACAACAGAGAGAAACGGAGCUUCGCAUAAAGAAGGAACUCAGUGACUUAGUUGUUUACUUUCGAUGUGUACCUUUCGAUGCCGAGAAGUGCUUCACCUAUGGAGGUUGCCACAACGAGAUCUCCUCUUUUCCUGAGCACAAGAUGGAGAGUCACAUACAAAAGAACCCAUGUGGACUGCUAAAGUUUCACAAGGUUGGGUUCAGCAGAGUUUACCCGAGGUCGACACGCGUCGACUCCUCCAACUACAAUCCCGUACCAAUGUGGAACCAUGGAUGUCAGAUGGUGUCUCUCAACUACCAAACAGGAGACAAGGCAAUGCAGUUGAAUGAAGGGUUGUUUCUACAGAAUGGGCGGUGUGGUUAUGUCUUGCGCCCAGAGUGCCAACAUGAUCCUAACUAUGACCCGUCAAACUUGGAGACGCUCCCCACCACCCACCCCAUAAGUCUUUCAGUUAAAAUUUUUGGCUGUCGUCACCUGAGUAAGCCUGGGAGGGGCUGCAUUUCUCCACUGGUUGAAGUAGAGCUUAUUGGCUGCGAGUAUGACAGUGGCCAGAAAUACACCACCAAAGCUGUUCAUGAUAAUGGUCUAAACCCUGUGUGGUGCAACAAUUUGAUAUUCCAUGUCUACAACCCAGAAUGUUGCCUGAUACGUUUUGUUGUAUAUGACGAAGAUGUGUUUAGAGAACCUAACCAGAUUGGCCAAGCAACUUAUCCGGUAACAUGUAUACGAGAUGGUUACCGCAGUGUGCCACUGAAGAAUGCAUAUUCUGAGGAGAUUGAAUUGGCAUCCUUACUUAUUCACCUCAAGAAAAACAGUGAUGAUGAUUAUCAGACACUGUUGAGACUCAGAGCACAAAUCUUAGAAAUGCUGGAUGCAUCAAAACACAAGCAAGAUGAAGAAAAAGUCACAAUUCUAGAGAGAAAAUUAAGCACACUAGAUAUUGAUAUUCAAAGAUACAAGGCAAAUUAAUAACAAAGAAAGUCUGAUGUUGAAAUUCUGAAGCCGAGCAUCACUACCUCAUCUCUCACUUGAACAGAGAAGCAGCAGUGACAAUGAUGGUUGUAACCUGCUUAACAGUGUCAUUAGUGAGUUUUAACUGCCAUAUAUUGUCAGGGAGGCGAGCCUCAGGUAAGCCACUGCUGCUGACAUUAGUAAACUCUGUAAACUAUGGCAGUGCUCACCACUCUCACGUGGGUCGCCUUUAAAGAAUUAACGUUACCAACUGCUAACAGUAUAAACAGUGAACAGAGUACAGAUGUCUGUUCACCUAUAAUACUGUGAAUGCUCUCCCCACCUUACAUUCUCUCCCUCUGCUGCACAGAGGUGGCAUUGCUAACAAUUGUAAAUUCUUGUCCAUCCUAAGAAUGCUGUCCCACCCUGUAGUACUGUAAGAAGUCUCCUUGUCGCAUUCUUUUCCUCUACAGUCCAGUUGAUGUCUCUUGGCAUCAUCAUCAUUAGAGGUCAAGUCUCUUCCAUCCAUUUGCCACAGAGCCUAGCCAAACUGUAUUUGUAGUUAUCUACUCCAUCCAGCCCAGAUGUGCUUAAUGUUCAUUAUAUAACAUGUGAAUAGCUGGUUUUAUGUUGCCAGUAUGGAGUCCAUAUUUUCAAGAAAUUUGCCCAAAGUCUGGGAUUGGAUUGGAUAGAUUAAAUUUUAAAAGCACUGUGAUCCAUCAGUGAUCCAGUACUUUGACCAUUAAAAGAAUAAAUACUGGUACAAUUUUAAUUUUUUAAAUAAAAAUUAUAAGUAAAAUUGAAUAAAUUAGCUCAUUAAAAGAAUCAUUAGAUUAGUUACAUAAAAAUCAUUGUCUAACAUUUCUCAGAUAUCCUUUCAACUACCAGGGCAAUUAAAAAAAUCCUAUAAUUAUAAAAAAUUCCUCGAUCUUGAACAUAAUGUUAGUGUUUUGCAGCUGCUGACACAGUACAGGUUGCAUAGAAAAGAUACACAACACACUUCUAAUCAAUAACAGUGAGCUAGCAGUGUGUGCUCUAGCCUCAGUCAACAAAAAUUUGAUUUGUGAUUCUUGUUAGAGGACCAUAUGCAGUCUUUCAUCCUUAAUACUUUACAGUAUUUAGGAUUAAAGAAGUCCUACAGGGCAUGCCAUUUUCUCUUUGCAUAUUUCUGAAUGUUGCCCAUUAAAUUACCAGUGCAAUAGUCUGCUAAACAGGAGACCUGAUAUGGCAUUCCUAGGCCAUCAGACUCGUUACCUAAAUGCAUACAUGCCAAAAAAAACAAAAAGGUUAUACAGUACAUUCUUUUGCUUAGAAUGAACACAAGUCAUAUAUUCUUGAAUAUUUUUUCUAAAGCUACACAAAAGCAAAGUGUACUAAUGCCUUCAGUGCACUUUGUGAAUCAAACUACAAUUGUAAAUUUUCUGUGAGGAAUUUAAAUAAUCACUGUAAGUGCCACCAGGAUGGCAUGCAGUUCAGCAAUAAAAGGUGUAGGAUUUCACUGGUAGAUUUGCACAGUGAGAAUCCCCUGCAGUAAUACAGCAAAAUCUGUGCCAUUCUAACACUGAGUCAUCUGCCAAAAAACUUAAUCUGUGAUGCAUUAUACUAAUUAUCCUCUUGCUAACAACAUCUAGUCUCUAAAAUCACCCAGAGAGAAAGGGGUAGGAAACCAAUCUCGUAUGUUCCUUCCAGCCCACAUACAGUUAAGCAAUAGUAGCCAUGCUUCAUAUACAGAACAGCUUGGAUACCUUGUUAAAUAACUUCAUGUCCUGUCACAAAAAUUAUUGUUAGUAGAUUUACAUGGAGUGUAUCUGAUACUGAACAUGUACUAUACCGUAAUCAAAGUUCUUCACGGAAGAGAGCCAGAUCACCAGCGUCCACACAAAACUUGCUGGAGAUUCUGAAUGCCUCCCUGCACUUCUGGAUGCUCAGAAAUGACCUGCCAGUCAUAAUAAAGUCUACACCUACACCAUAAAGCUUUUAAUCUGAACAUGGUCCUGCAGUCAGCUUUUUGAUAGUAAGAUUCCACUUUUAAGUUGUUCAAUUAGUGUUGUAUCCAUUUUGAAUUUUAAGGAGAUAACUUCCUCAAGACUUUAGUCUUCUUCCAAAAAUUUCAUUUAAUAACUAUUAAGAAAUAAUCAUACUUUAUAUUAUUAUUAUAAUCAAAACUAAGUGCUAAACCUACAAGGGUCAUACAGCCCUUCAUCAUACUUUAUAACACAUGGAAACUUGGGUUUCUUCCUCGAUCUAUUACAGUGCUCAAUCAUGGCAUUCUGCUCUGAAAAUUUGUAACCUAUCAUUUCAGCUGAUUUUUUAUCUACAGCCACCUGCGGACAGCUUCACACUACCUCAGGGAAAGAUGCCAUCAUAAAUAGCAAGAUUAUCCACAUAAAUAUAUAAUUCCAAAAUAACAGCCACAAUUAUUUAUGGCAUCCAUGGAACAGUUGAUAUUGGAAAUACAGUAAACCCUCAGUAUUAUGAACCACUAUGCACCAGAUUUUAGAUAAAAUGGACCAAAAAUCUGGCCAGACAAAGGCUUGGCGAGUGUCUGGUAGAAUUAUCAAUGCAAUGGACCAAAUUUGCUGCAUCGCAUAUGCCCAGUAGUAAUACUGCUGAACUUGAUCUGGUCUGCUUUAUCACAAGUUUGUUUGGUAUGAGCUGCUUCCAAGACCUGUCAGUUCUUUUUGUUCUGAGCAAGAAUGGCCACUGGUUCAGCCUGCAUCAGUUUAUUAUUGUCUGCUCAUGCUCACAUACUAUCAUUUGGUCUCCAAUUUUACCUUGAUUUGCAGUGUUUAUCAUUACCAGUACAGUGCUAUUAACAAAUGCCUUUUAAAGCAAGGGAUGGUGCCAAGAAGCAUAUGACUGAAUGUUAAAGCAGAAGCUUUAAUGAAGAAGGUAGGGUCAGGCAUCUCAGUGACAUGGGAAGUUUGUUGUAGCAAAGCAAAUGGUGUCUGGUACUGUAUAUAGAGUAUGUUCAAAUAUGCUGCAGGUGUUUUAAUGUUUGUGCUGUUCAGCUUCCCUGUUCUGCAAAAACCCAACAAGGUACAUGGGUAUAGAAUUUGGGGCAAGGAAUGGGUGGCUUUGGCACUACAGUAAUCGCUAAUGCUUGAUUAACCUAAAAACUGAUGACAAGGCUGAUAGUGCACCUACAGACAAAGUUGAGCCAGUCAUGCUAAUGUUAAAUGAUAGGGCCCUCCUUCACUAUCUCAACUGUAUGAUACAUGAGAGACUGGUCUGUUUUGGUGAUUGCAGCCUUUCAACACUCAUUUGAGCAAGAACACCUGGCCAUAAGCUUAUUGUGCUGCACUAUUGCUGAUAAUAUGCACCGCUUGAAACUGAUGGCAAUGUGCUUUAUAGGAUUGUUUGAAAAUAUUGCCCCUCAGUUAUUUCAAGGGUAAGAAAGACUGGUUUGACAGGGAUGUAUUUGCUGAUGUAUUUUCCACUUUUUAAUGUAUAACACAAGCACCAGCUGGAGGUCCUUAAAUUUGAGUCUGGUAAAGUCAGUCGAGACACUCUUGCUUGAUAAUACAUCUGUUCAUUCAAGGGCUGGAAGAAUUAAAUCAGUAGUAAUGGUAAAAUUAAGGGUAUUUUUCUUCCCUCUAAUAUCACCUCCCUUAUGCAACCUGUGGAUCAGGGAAUUAUUGCAGUCUUCAAGAGGCUCUUCUAGUCCAGAUACUCAAGAUGAAUUUUUUUUUUUUUCAACAAGUCGGCCGUCUCCCACCGAGGCAGGGUGACCCAAAGAGAAAGAAAAUCCCCAAAAAGAAAAUACUUUCAUCAUCAUCAUUCAACACUUUCACCUCGCUCGCACAUAAUCACUGUUUUUGCAGAGGUGCCCAGAAUACAACAGCUUAGAAGUAUAUACGUAUAAAAAUACACAAUAUAUAUUAGUAGAAAUUGGGAGGAAGAUUUGGAACAAGAUACCAUGGGUGAAUGUACUUUAGAUAUCAAGAACUAUAACCUGAAGAAUGCCUCUUCAACCUUGUUGUGUCAUGGAUGGAAAUGAAAACGACUAUAUUAGCUAGUGGUUGGAAAAACUUUUAAAUAAUGUUCAUAGUUUGAUUUUGAUAGGUUUGAGGUAAUAAUUUUCAUCGUAACCUGCUGAGGGCAGGAAAAAUAGACAUUGGAGUCAGAUGUGAUUGAAUGUUGAGUGAUGCAGAACUUGCAGACAAGACUAUUUAUUGGCAUCCUCUCCCCGGUAGAUAAGGAUAGUGGUGAUGACAACAGGGAUUGUGGUUACUGAGUUGUCAACAGCAGAUGUGAUUGAUGUUCUUAUCACAGAUUUGAUCCAAAGGAAGAGCAACUUCAAUUGCUUGUAUCAAGAGUUCAUCACUAUCAAAACAGCCCUUUAAGGGGAGGUUGAAUGUGGUGGACUACUGUGCACACGACUGUUUUCUCCACCUGGUGAGUGUUAAGAACACAACUCAAACUCAUCUUUAGGCAUUCCCAUACUUUUUGACAAUUAUUACUACAUUCAUGGGAAGAGUACUGAACUCAGAGGGGUCAUACAGCACCAGGGAAAUGGGAGGCAGUAUGUUUUGAUCCAAGGAAAGGUAGGGUAGUUGUAAUUCUUUUGAUCAAAAACCUUAUUUAGAAAAUGUCCUUCCUUCAGUUAGUGUGCCUUGAUGCUGAUGAAGAGCUCUGUAUAAUCCUCCGGGUUUAGCGCUUCCCCUUUGAUUAUAAUAAUGAUGAUGAAGAGCUCCCAUUCCCCAAGAGCUAUAUGGCUUCUAGCUAAGAGUUCAAUCUCCCUCAAAAAAUAUAAAAAGAAUAAUGUACACCACUCUCAUGUUUGAGCCAGCUGGCUACACUGCCCUCACACAGUCUAGUGGGUGAGGCUACUAACACACCACUGCACACUUCUACUCAUUUUACACAAUUUUAAUUCUAAAACUUUUGGUAAGUUGUCAGAUGUUACAGUACUCUUAUCUUUCCACAGCUUCUUUCAGUUUGGCAGUAUAGGUUAUUGUUUUAUAACCAGGCCAGCUUCACUGUGGCAUAAUUAGAAAUGUUGCUCUCUAAAACACUCAAGUUACUAGCCCUCAGGUCAGAAAUGUCAACUAACUCUACAACAUUUUCCUACCAAUAUUUGAGAUACUGAAUAAUUUAGCAUAGACUGUUUCAUCCACAAGCAACCUGGGAGGUAGUUAACAUAAUGCCAGUUUCACAAACGGUUAUUUUCAGAUUUUAAUCAUUUAGGGUCACGAAAGCUACAGAGUACACACAAAGGGUUAGCAGUAGUGUCUUCCAUGUUCAUACACAGAACCAAUCACCAAAAGUCACUAUCACAGAGGAACUAGUAGUGUGUUGCCUAAUCAGUCACAGAAAACUCUUCAAUCUGUCUGUAUUUCCCUAUCUUUCAUGGGAAAUUUCCCGAUGUUGAUGGGCUCUUGACCCAAGGAAUUGAACCAGCCUUCCCCUUCCAUGGAUCAAAACCUGAAUGCCUCCAAUUCAUCUACAUGUUGUACGACUCCUAUAGGUUUAUUACUCUCCCGUGAAUAUGAUACAGUAGACUGUUUCCUAUCGGGGGUCCAACUACUGAGUUUCUAACACCUCUCCAUUCACAUUUUGCAUCCUGUUUCCAGCUUUCACUGUGAAGGUGCAACAUUUGUGCCAGCACAGGCAGGAUAUUUACCCACCCAUAUGCCUCAGACCUCCAUUGUAUUAUGGUAGACUUGGCUUGUUUACACUCACACUACCACCAGCUACCUUGUGGGUGGGUACCACACCAUAACUUUCUCCUGUAUUAUCAUUCCAUUUCUGAUUUUUUCAUCACCUUGUCUCAUGGCUGAAUGUUAAUCAUGGCAUCAGUAAGGAAUGUACUAGUGAUACUGAAGGUGCCAAGUAGUAGUUAAGAAUAAAAUUAUGACUAGUGAAGAAAAUUGAGGUGAUGGACAUGUUCAGAGGUGGUGCAGUGUAGCACUUGGGGAAUGGGAGGCCUUCAGAUUUGAUCCAAGGAUGAGAAUGAUUAAUCUGCUUCUUUGGAUCAUGAGACCCCUCACUGUACAAUGUAAAUUCUGCUUAGAUAGUACUUUAAGGAAAUCUUUUAACUUAUUAUAAUUACAAAUCAGUUAAGCCCACGUGGGUUAUGCACUGUCUUUUUAAAUAUUUUAGAUAUUUAUAUUUUAUUAUUAUUUUUUUUUUUUUAUUAUCACACCGGCCGAUUCCCACCAAGGCAGGGUGGCCCGAAAAAGAAAAACUUUCACCAUCAUUCACUCCAUCACUGUCUUGCCAGAAGGGUGCUUUACACUACAGUUUUUAAAACUGCAACAUUAACACCCCUCCUUCAGAGUGCAGGCACUGUACUUCCCAUCUCCAGAACUCAAGUCCGGCCUGCCGGUUUCCCUGAAUCCCUUCAUAAAUGUUACUUUGCUCACACUCCAACAGCACGUCAAGUAUUAAAAACCAUUUGUCUCCAUUCACUCCUAUCAAACACGCUCACGCAUGCCUGCUGAAGUCCAAGCCCCUCGCACACAAAACCUCCUUUACCCCCUCCCUCCAACCCUUCCUAGGCCGACCCCUACCCCGCCUUCCUUCCACUACAGACUGAUACACUCUUGAAGUCAUUCUGUUUCGCUCCAUUCUCUCUACAUGUCCGAACCACCUCAACAACCCUUCCUCAGCCCUCUGGACAACAGUUUUGGUAAUCCCGCACCUCCUCCUAACUUCCAAACUACGAAUUCUCUGCAUUAUAUUCACACCACACAUUGCCCUCAGACAUGACAUCUCCACUGCCUCCAGCCUUCUCCUCGCUGCAACAUUCAUCACCCACGCUUCACACCCAUAUAAGAGCGUUGGUAAAACUAUACUCUCAUACAUUCCCCUCUUUGCCUCCAAGGACAAAGUUCUUUGUCUCCACAGACUCCUAA
Messenger RNA from Cherax quadricarinatus, 11043 nucleotides. It is a transcript of the gene sl, whose product is annotated as small wing phospholipase C gamma 1. Gene Ontology annotation, biological process: release of sequestered calcium ion into cytosol; phosphatidylinositol-mediated signaling; positive regulation of epithelial cell migration. The record is from RefSeq and is a predicted model, not a curated record. NCBI's taxonomy places the organism in Eukaryota, Metazoa, Arthropoda, Malacostraca, Decapoda, Parastacidae. Gene Ontology annotation, molecular function: protein binding; calcium ion binding; phosphatidylinositol-4,5-bisphosphate phospholipase C activity.